This is a messenger RNA of Acanthocheilonema viteae, 648 nucleotides long. Lineage: Eukaryota; Metazoa; Nematoda; Chromadorea; Rhabditida; Onchocercidae. The record is from the annotation of a GenBank genome assembly.
AUGGCUGAGUCCGCUUUUCAAAAAAUAAUCCGAGUACGGAAUAUUGAUUUGGCAGUACUCGACGAGAGUGCUUAUUACGAAACUAUUUAUGCGAAUAGCAGCGUGCCGAACCGAAGAUUUUAUGCAAUAGAAUCGCCGUUUCGAAUGAAUUCACAAGCUUCAGUAGCAUCUAAAAAGAUGUCUGUCACAAAUGAAAAUAAACACAAACGUAAACGAAAGCGUGGCGUAUCUUCAAAUGUCUGUUGUGAUUUACGCGAAGUCGGCACUGUUUUAAAGAAGAUAUUAGAAAGGGCAGUCGCAGUGGGCGCAUUUAACAAAAAUCAGUGCGAGCCAACACGAUGUUCUUCUGUUGAAGCUUCAUUAAAUUUCAAUAAUUAUCUAGCACGGCAGUUAGCUUUCAUUACAACUUCAAUUCCUUGUCCAUUAUCUCGUUAUACGAAGCUGCAGUGCAUUGCAAAGCAAAACAUCAAAGAAAUACGUUUAAAUGAAGAAAAAAGAUGUAUUAUUUUAGCACUGGACAUUCGCGAACGAAUGAGCGAGGGAAAUGAGCCAUUGAAACCACAUCAUAUUCAGCUAGCAUAUGAUCAGUUGAGAGAAAAGGGCAAACUUUUUCCGCCUUAUGGAUCUCGUCUAAAUCCUUUCAUAUGA